Molecule: messenger RNA, 5010 nt
Organism: Drosophila innubila
Lineage: Eukaryota; Metazoa; Arthropoda; Insecta; Diptera; Drosophilidae
Exons: 10
Coding region: 440-3853 (1137 amino acids)
Source: RefSeq, a predicted model, not a curated record
AUUGGCUUCGGUCUUCGUUUCAGUCGUGUUUCGAUGUUCGACGCGAGCACACGUAUUUUGGUGAAUACCCUGCGCGCAGAAUGCAUUGCAAUAUUUUUGUAAAUCUCAAUAAAUAGAGCAUCGACAGCAGCAACUAAAGCAUUUUGAUGACGAAUUUAAUGACCUGAAAAAAACGCCAAUCACUUUCACACAUUGCAUAGAUGAAAAUUGAAACAGCCGACAACAAAGGCGAGCAGCGACAGCGACGGUGACGUCGACAGAGGCAGCGACUGCGACUGCAACAGAGGCAGCGACGACUGUGGGCGCAUUGAUUACAUUUUCAUAAUCAACAAAAAAAAAAAAGAAAAGGAAAACAAAAAAAACGAAAACGAAAACAGAAAAAACCCGUCAGAAAAAAAGUCUCAGUUCCCUCAGUCGCUCUUUCAAUGAAAAUCGCAUAAUGGCAACAACACCUGAAUCGUGUGGAGCACGCGAUUCUGUGGAGGCGUUGGAACUGGAGGCGGAUACAGAGACUGAAGCGGAGGUGGGGCUGCAGCUGCAGCUGGAUCUGGAGGGAGCAACAGUGGCACGGGCAACGCCAGCUGAAAUGUCCGAGCCCGCUGAACUGGAUUCGUUGGAUGCAGCGGCAAUGACGGCCAACGAAGACCAACAAAAGCAAAACGAGCAACUGCAGCAGUCUUCAAUGGAGCCCAUCUCUAUGGAUGACAUACCUGAGCCCAUUAAAGUGCUCGACGAUAUCAUAUCGGAGUUCGAGGAGGCAGCAACGAAACCUGUCGCCUUGCAUAGCAACAGCGGGGAGAAUCAAUCCGAGGACGAUGGCUAUAUGAGUCUCAGUCGCAAAAACAUGUCCAAAAAGGACUCCGAGGAUGUGCCCCAAACACCGAGCACAGAUACCGUGCCCGAGGGCAGUUUCAACGAAGUUGAUGGCACGGCCGAGAAUUUAACCAAAUUAUCGGAGGCGGAGCACAGUCAGGAAGCGACGACGCCACUCAUACAGACAACGUUGGUGAGUACACCCCACCCUACAUGGAGUGUACGUAAUGGAAAACCAAUUAAUGCCCCUCCUCACCUCAUCUCAACUCAGCCAAAGGCAAGAAGUUCCAACUCAACGCCAACAACAAACUCCAACUACUCGAGUCUACCCUGUUGUGGGGCACGUACAUCAAACUUGAGUGCCGUUUCGACGGGUAACUCCUCAAGUGGAUUGGCCUCCAUCCGGGCGGGCAGUUGCAAUGGGGAGCGAAAUGUGCUGGGCAUCGACAUCAGUGCCGUGCAUAAUGCCGUGCUGCGUGGCAACCUGGCCAAGUUGCCUGAGCCAAUUUUGAAUGAACAUCCGGUUACCAUUUAUCCAGGACCCUCGGCCAAGGCAGCUGGCGAGGGGGCACGCGGCAAGCGGCUACUUAAUUCGGUGGAGAAGCACAAGGAGGUUUGCCACAUGCUAAAUCCACAUUCCAAUAGCACCACAUCAUCAUCAUCCUCUGGCGAGGCUUCUCCAGCUGCUUCGAAUAUUAAUAUGCAGCAGGUGGACGAUUAUUCCGAGGAUUCACUGGAGGAGUCGACCAUCUCCACAGACCUGACGCCGGUCAAGCUGAAUGGCGUCGCCUGGGAAAUACACUUUAAGAGCAAUCAAAAGAAGUCUAACAAUCCCAAGAAGGCAUCUUCUGGAGCUGCCAAAAAGUCCCAGCCUAAGGAGAACAACCUGGUGGACUUUAACAACAGCUUUGUCUACAAUGAGCAGAGCAUGUUGGGCAAGGGCACCUUUGUCAUUCGUCGCUCCACAGCCAAGAAGCCGCCACGUGCCGCCGAUGUUUUCAGCAUACCAAAGCCACCACGAACAUCGCUGGGCGCCGGCGCCAUUAGCAACGAGUUCUAUACGAGUGACAGUGAGCCAAGUGAAUCGGCACCGUUGCCACCGCCGCCGGCACCUUCCGAAAUGAACUUUAUCUAUAAGGAGUGCGAUGCAGCAGCGGCACAAACGCGACGUUGCCUGGAAAUGGCUGCAGCUCAGCGGGCAGCGCUCUCCCUGGACAUUGCCGAGGCGACGGAGCAUCUAAGCAACAAGCCCCUGAAAAGCAAGACGGCAAUGUUGACCGAGAAGCGUCUGAGCGCCGAAUCCAUGCCGGACAACACCUCGAGCAGUGAGGAGUUCGAUGAGGCGCGUCUCAAUGGAAACGGCUUCGAAUUGUUUACCUACAAUGGAAAUGAUCAACGCAUCUCGAAUGCCACAACGCCCCACACGGAUCUGGCGCCCACCUUGGAGGAGGAUGAGGAGCUCUCCGACUUUAGCUACGGCUGUGCGCCGCUCAAGCAAAUCGAGCACAACAUUAGCGCAUUGCUGCGUGGAGACUUGCCGAUAAUGAGUCAACAUGCUCCUGCCAAUGGAGCGAGUGCAGCUGCAGCUGCCGCUGCUGCAGCCGCUGCCGAGUUGCACGCCAAGCGUGUGCUGGAGUUCCGUCCGGGCGUGCAUAAAUCGGAGAGUGCCAAGGAGAUGCUCUUGUCACAGAAUGUUGGCUUUGGUCCGUUGCCACCAUCGCCGCCAAGUUCCAAUCCAGAUCUGUUUGAUUACGAUGCGCCGUUGCCUCCAUCGCCAGUGGAGCCUCGCAAGCAGUUGGAGCUGCCAGCUUCUGUGGCAGUGGCUGGACCUGCCAAUAACCGUGGCACCACUGUUGUCGAGGUGCAUGCCACGGCAUCCGGAGCUGCAGUACACAGCAAUAGUUACACCCGUCGCAGUCGUGAUAAUGUUGCUGCAGUGCGUCACUUCAAUGAUGAGCUGCCACCGCCGCCAGCACCGGCCCAUCAGUCAACCAGCUUUAUAGAGGGGCUGCCCGGACUCUCUGGACCUCCGAUACCGCCAGCGGUGCCACCACAUCGAGCUGGUCACUCUGCCAACACGAUGAAAUCCUGGAGCAUCGAUUCACAGUAUCGCAAGAGAUCGCCCAAGCUCUUUGGCUAUAGUAGCGGCAGUGGUAUUACCACACCCACAGGCCUGGGACAAAUGCCGCCUCUACCACAGCCGCCUAUGGGCACGAUGGGAUCGUGCGAGGGCGGUUCGGUCGCUGGCACGGGCUCCUAUCAGCGCAGGUACAUCAACUAUGGCACCAAGCGCAGUCUGAAGCAGUCGCCCCGCGAGGAGCAUCGCCUGCAAACCUCAUGUAGUCUUCCUGAAACGCCAAUCUUUGCCAGAGGCUGUGACAUACCACGUACGCCAUAUCGACGCCAAAAUGAUCCUGUACCCGUCAGCGGUUCACGCACGGCGCCAAGAUCUAGCACAUCGAAUAGCAUUAACAUGGGCAACUCCAUCUUGGGCAUAGGAGCUGGCACCUAUGGCACCGCACAGAUCUGCCGUCAGCGUUCGAUUAAUCAUGCCUUAGCUUCGAAUGAAAUGCUGCGCAUGACGGGAGCUCCAGCACGUGGCUGGUAUCCCAAGCAGCGGAGCAUGCGACCCGCAUCCACGGAAAACAUUGAUCGUUUGGCCUCGGUGCGAGUGUGGGACAAUCCGGCGGGCAUGUCCGGCACGGGACAAUCCCGUAAGCCGCUCACACUGCCGCCCAAUCUAACACCCUCUUUUUUGAACAAAUCGCCGCGUGAAGCGCUGCGACGUGUCACCAGUUUGCUGAUUACCAAAAAGAAAAGCAGUAAGGAGCGCAAACACAAGGCUUACAGUGAUCUUCCCAUGGAUGAUAGCAACAGCAAGCAUGCCUAUGAAUUUGAAACUGGCUCCGCAAAGCGCAAGGAAAGCUGCAGUCGCAAGGAUAAUGCUGCCGCGGGCGUCGGCACCACUCCAAAGGCCAAAAAGAAGGGUCUCUUCAAAACGCUUUGGAAGCGCACGAAAACCACCUCGCUGGAUCAAUAGAGUAGAUCCUGAACUGCAAUUUGUAAUGUCAAGCCCGAGCACUGCCCCCUCCCUCUUCUCUUUGGAUAUGUUUAUAUGAUAAGCAUACUUAUUCCGUACAUAUAUCAUGUAAAAGUAUUGAGGGAGAGUUCAAGUUAUAUCGCUAGGUAAACUUCCAGAUUCACCAGCUCAUCCAUCAACUAUUUAGACUCUUGCAACACAUUUGACUUAUUCUCACGCUCUCACGUUCGUUCACCUUGAAAAUUUAACUAAUUAUGCAAACAAAACAUAAAACACAAUUUAUAUAAAUAUAUCGAAUAUGUUUCGGUCGUCUAGUAAUUGAGUAAAACUGAAUAAUUCAAAUGCACAAAGCCGUGAAUCGUAAAGACUGAAAUCAAAAAAAAAGUAAAUGCGUAUUACAAAUUUAAUGACAAGAAAUGAGACAAAAUUUUCACACCAGACCAGAAGACAACAGUAUUAUAUAGAGAUAUAAAUGUAUUCGGAACGAACCCAGACUUUGAACUUGCAACAAUUCCAUGGCCGUACACACAAUUAAAAAAGCACUUAACGAUGAGCAACAAAAAAAGAAAAGAAUAUGAAAAAAGUAAAGCAUAAUAAUUAUACAAGCACUGAAUUUAUAUAUAAACUGGUAAACUCUAUAUACAUAGUUUUGGGAGUAUAACUGAACCGUUUAGGGUUCCAGACAGCAUUACUUACUUUAUAUGAUGAUGUUGCAUAUACACAUAUAAUGAUGAGGCACCUCUUUUUUAGGCGUAGAACUUAUUUGGCUUCGGACAGAAGUGUACAUGAUUUACUAUUAAAUCUUCUACCAUCUUCCAAGAAAUGAAGUAGAAUUCCUGGCGAAAACUUAAAAAAAAAGUAUAAAAUAUCUAAAAAGAAAAUGGUAAUUUCUUAAUUUGAGAGACUAGAAUAGCCGAAACGCCCUCCAAAUUUCAAAGAAUGUUUGAUAAUACAAUUUCGAAAUAAUAAAACCAAAUUUUGAGUAAACUAAAAAAUUAAUACUUAAAUUAAAGAGGAAGAACAAAUGCUCAAGAGGACUUUACCAGGCAGCAUUUUCCAUCCUUUUGUAAUUUGGAAAUUCUGAGCUCAGAUUGGAGCAACGCGAAUACGAAUAACUGCAAUAAGUAAAACUGUAAACGUUUACUAGUCAUUAAAUA